Neurospora crassa OR74A is the source of this 1144-nucleotide messenger RNA. RefSeq lists its product as hypothetical. The record is from RefSeq and is a predicted model, not a curated record. The transcript is spliced from 2 exons. Lineage: Eukaryota; Fungi; Ascomycota; Sordariomycetes; Sordariales; Sordariaceae. The coding region runs from base 113 to 406 and encodes 97 amino acids.
GAAGUCUCCAACCCAACGCCUGACCUUGUCCCCAGUCCCACGUCACUCACCCUUUCCAAAUUCCGGACGACCAAAGGAAAAAAAAAGAAAAAAAGAAGAAAGAACUCUGGACAUGCGAGCACCAACAACAUGGAUGAUCCAAAGUGUUUCAAUCGCUCAUCACCUAUCUGCCGGCCGAACCGAACCCUUACCCUCUCCAUGGGCCCUUGUGAGGAUUAGACUAGAACUUGGUGAUUACUGCAGUGAUCGGCAACUGCAUCUCGGUGGAGUCACUGCGUCAACAACAACUGAAGCAGAGGAGGAACAUGUCAUUCCCACCUCAGGCUUACUGAGUGCGAGCUCCGUGGAGUACCUCCCUAUGCUCCUUACCUCAUUCGUGUUGAAAUGGACUACCUUACUGUACUGACACUGGACCUAGCACCCCCGGAGCUACCCUUCCCUCGCGUCUUCCCGCGCGGUACCGGAAUUGGUGCUUCUCAGGUUGUACCAGUCCAGACAGCUACCUCCCGCCCUUCAGUCCAGACAACCUCGAGGUAGUCCCGGGCAAAGGAGGGCGCCCACCCACUCUCCCACCUGGGACGUGACCUUUCUGCAGUCAAAGAGUCAGAACAAGUGUCAGCACCACGCGAACUCAAUGGUAUUGGCCUUCAGAUGACCCAACGUCAUGGCGAUCUUCUCCAUAUUCUCCCCCACGACUGCACAUUGCAUGCUGAAAAAUCAGCAGACGGUGAUGCUUCCUUCCCUGUCGCCAUGCUUUCGCCGGCCAAUGGUACUCUCGUGCGUCUUUUUGCUCCGACUUCCAAUGCCCCAUCGAUUCCCUUUCCCAAAAGCGUGGGCAAACUGAUUCGUGUGGCCGACGACUCUGCUGGUCAUCUGAAACCAGCUAGCGGCCGCGAUGUAGACGGCAUGUCGUUUCCAUCGUGCUCAUUCGACACGCCCUCUACGGUGUUUCUUGCACUGGUCCGCACGGCAACCAGCAUCACUACUGCCAAGGUGCCAACGGUGCCAUCGUCUGAAGCUCUAUGGUCAGAGGGCAGCAAGGGCAGUUCUGAAUGCAGGCAGACCUGGGCUUGCCCUUUUGCCCAAUCCAGUUACCUUGAAGACUGCAGGAAAGCCAAUCACGCUUGGGUUUCUUGGACCUCAG